AUGCCGGACGGCAUGGAUCCUAACAAGAAGAGUGAGCCGACGUCACCGGCAAAGUCUGGAAAGAAUGGUGGGUUGUGCAUGUGGGUUCAUUUGUAAUUCCAACAGAAAUAACAUUGAAAUGAUCACGAGAAUUCUAAUUAAAAGCGAUGAGGAGAUAAGGGAGUGGAAAAUUGGUUUUCAAUGAGCUUAGAGAGAAUGGAAAUAAAUAGAACACCGGAAGAUUUAAAUGAAAUUAAGGAGUUCUUUCACAGUCUCUUACAUCUACAUCCCCAUCAACGGUCUUAAAGGACCAGGGAACCCAAAAAUUUUUUGAUUUUUUUGUGAAAUUUUUUUGUGACUGUUUGAAUUGUCUCUUAUUGCCUCAUACACUCGUGAAAUGCUGUCCCUCAAAAAUGCCAAUGAACGAAACGGCAUGCAGUUGAAGUUGUGGCCGUGGCCUAGCGCCAAUGGCCGAAAAAUAUAUAAAAAUAUAUGCGCUUCUCGGCCAUUUUAUUUUUUCCGCUUUUUUACCGGUUUUUUCCAAAAAUUCACGGUUUCUCCCAUUUUUCAGUUGAUUGACAUUUGUUCGGCACUUACUUAUUUUUUCACUGCUAAAAGAUUGUUUUCAUUCAGUCGAUAUGAAGUGCCAAAAUGGGAGAAACCGUGAAUUUUUGGAAAAAAACCUGUAAAAAAGCGAAAAAAAUAAAAUGGCCGAGAAGCGCAUAUAUUUUUAUAUAUUUUUCGGCCAUUGGCGCUAGGCCACGGCCACAACUUCAACUGCAUGCCGUUUCGUUCAUUGGCAUUUUUGAGAGGCAGCAUUUCACCAGUGUAUGAGGCAAUAAGAGACAAUUCAAACAGUCACAAAAAAUUUCACAAAAAAAUCAAAAAAAUUUUGGGUUCCCUGGUCCUUUAAGAAUUCUUGAGCAAGAAUCAGCAAAUUGCCGACAUAUUGUCGCCACGAAGCGUUUGAUUUCGUGAUUAAACCAGCUUAUUACACGUAAUGUGAGUAUUAGAAGGUGUUAAGACCAAGAAUAGCAGAAAUGUGUCACGCUGCAAGACGAUUAGAAAUACCGCAAAGGGUAGAGUGGAGACAUUGAUGCACGUGGUUCAUACUUUGUCUCUGUGAACUUGCACUCUCCUCGUUUAGUUGGAUUUUGAUUCCUGUUUCUUUUCAUUCAGUACAUUUUACGACAAUUGUUCGUUUGAUAUUCUCCUAGAGAAUUAAAAUGCAAAACUUUUUGUUGCGAAUAGAUAAUAGGUGCUCAUCAAAAUGGCCGAUAAGCGUACUUCUGCUGCUGUCCUCUCAAUAAUAGAAAAUGGAGGAAAAAGUCGUUAUUAGCCGAGAAGGCUGCCAAAAACGCUUAUCUAUAAUUGCAACUCGAAACUCUGCUUUUUUACACAUUUUUGGCCUAAAAUGCCUUGUUUAACUACAGUUUCGCAUCAAACUCUUCUAAAUAAUCAGUUGAUUUUGACGAUUUUUGGCGAUUCAAUAAGCAAACAAAUAUUCCGUUUAAACUUCGACGAAAUUGAGUUUUUGGUUUGACUUCAAUGACCACGAUUGUUUUUUGGGGUAUUUAUACCCGUCACGUUCUUCUCAAGUCAUGUUAUUUUGACGAGAACGAACAAGUUUUUUUGCUGUUCUAAAAAUGUUUUCCGAGAAAUCAAAGAUCUUGUUCAUCGCUGCUUGUCAGGUAAUUCUGUGCCGAGUGGCAGAAUACUUCAGUGUGAAAAUCAGUUGAUUUCAACGCCAAAGCGGAUUAGUGUUUUAAGAAUGUGUACCGAAGGCGAUACAAAACGGCGUGCUGAACACAUUCUCUUCUCUCCAUCUAUACUUCUCUUACCAUUUAUCGGCUUCUCGGCACCUUCCCCCAAUUUCCUCGUCCAGCAAUUGCAUACUUAUCAACAAGUCAUCAGCUGAUGCAUUCGCAAAAAAGAUUCAUUGAUUGUUAGUUUACAACUUGGCAGAGGGACCCCUCUGCCCAGUUCGCUCCCCGAAAACAAAAUGUUUGCGCCGUCUAGACUGGCGGAUACCUCUUUUAUUCGCACCUCUUUUCCACUGACCGUUCUUAUCAUUCUUUGCACUUUCCAGGCCUAGGACCACCGCGCCAUAAACACACUUUUUUAUCAGCGCAUGAAUUUGGAGUUGUAAAACUGUGUAGGCAAGGAAAGGCUGAUUCUCACUUCAAAUUACUGAUAAUCAUUUUGGUUUCGAUCACUCACACCUUUGACAGUAAGACAGUUGACAAGGUCAUUUCAUUCGGAAAUUUCACGUUUCAAAUAGUGUGCAGACGGCGCAUCAGAAUUACAUCCAUCUCACCCAAUCAUUAUCUUGAGGAGCGAGAAAUUAACCCGAUAGUGGCCAAAUCCAUUCAUGUUCAAUGUCAUUCAUUUUUUAGGUUUCGUGUCGCCACCUCCUCCGUCCUCCAUUCCCCGCGAGGAAGGCGGAGGCCGAUAGGUGACGACGUGAAAUAGUCUUUCCUUGCAACAGAUAUAUCUUUUUGAUAGCAGCAUACCUGCAUGAUGAAUAGCCUUCUUCAAACCGUCUCAAUCUUUAAGUCAAUUCUUUAGGAGAAUCGAACUUCGAGGAGGACGACCACGACAACGGCUCGUUGAACGACGGUCAACUCACUAACUUCUCUUCGCAGUUCUCGAUCAACAAUAUGGGAGCGCAACAAGGUGAGAAUCUUUUGUCAGAAACUAGAACAUUAUCAGUGAGAUGAUAGACUAAGUAUCACAAUUAGAAAGGACAUGAGAUCAACCUAGUUCGAUGACGUUAACAGUUCAUGGAUCAAUUGUUUUUAAUUUUCAGUUGAGCUGGUGCCUCACGCUCCGGAUGGAGGAUACGGAUGGGUCAUCGUGUUUGCCGCGUUCAUGUCUAACUUCGUGGUGGACGGUAUCUCCACAGCUUUCUCGGAAUUCAAGCAGUCGUACAAGGAUUACUACAGAGUUUGUCAAACAGAUGAAGUGAUCCAUCCAACCUGAAUUUUCAGUCAGCCGAUGCGGUCACAGCUCUCAUCGGCUCGCUCAUCAUCGGAAGUUACCUGCUAGUCGGACCAAUAGUUGGAGGACUCUGCAACAAGUAUGAACCCAGAUAUGUGGUCAUUCUCGGAUCCCUUAUCUCCGGAGUCGCGUUCCUUGUCGCUCCCGCCGCUCCGAACAUCUACAUCUUCAUGCUCAUCUACGGAGUUCUUGGAGGCAUAGGCUUCGGAAUGAUCUACCUCCCAGCCAUUGUUGUUGUUGGAUUCUAUUUCGAAUCAAAGAGAGCCAUGGCCACCGGAAUCUCCGUGGCGGGAUCUGGAGUAGGAACCUUCGUCAUGCCUAUCAUCUGCCAAUACUGCAUUGCCAGUAAGAUUUUUCAGGGUAAUAGUUUCUGAUCUAACCAUUUGUUCAGCGAUCGGAUGGCAAAAAACUCUGUGGAUUCUGGCCGCUUUCAACUUCCUCUGCGUCACUUUCGGUUUUCUGUACCGCCCACUUCCAAUGAUCGACGUCAACGAGCUCCGUGACCAAGAAAUGGAACCCCUCAGACAAGCCCUUUCCAAAAUGUCCGACGGAGAAGACCACGAGGAAGUGGAGAGUCCACAUGCGAACCGUUCGCAGUCUGGCGCCAGUGCCCAUCAGGAAGGUAUGUGCAAGUAUUUCGAGCACUAGUUUGCAAAAUGAUAAGAGAAACGAUAAAUGUCUGCCAUUAGAAAUGUUACGAACGCAAAUUGAAUGGCACUAGAGUAUUUUUAGUGCACAUUACGAACAAUUUUAUAGUGGCGUGGGCUUGACGUGAUUUUUGCCGGCAAAAAGCAAACUUCAGUUUUGUACGUUUUACAGAAGACCUUUCCCAAGACCCAGCCGUGCAGAGACUCCGUAGUGUCCUCAACGAAAUUGAUGAUGGAUCUGAGACCCCGAAGUCGAAUGCUGUCAAGGAACGUAGUCACACCGCCACUCGCUCCCGCAAGCACACCAUGACCAGCAACUCGGGAUCUCAGCAUGACCUCAAGUCGUCCCGUGGAAACUUGGCCGAGAAUCGUCUCAGCCGCGUUUCUGCCAGAUCCUAUGCUCAGUCUCUCAGCAAACUGAGCAAGUCCGGAGGAGCUUCCAAUCUCAGCAUUGCCAUGAGCGUAGGUGUUCAUUCUAUGAACAUUGGCUUCUAUCUCAAUUUCAGGGAGUCGACCCACAAGAGUUUGCGCGUCCGCUUAACCGUCAAGACAUCUUCUACGGAGGUUCAAUCUCGAAUUUGAAGGAAUUCAAACAAGAGGGUGGAAAUAUGGCCAACUUCCGUGCUUCUACUCUCUCCAUCCCGAAAUCCGUCGUUGGACAGGCUGCCUCGCACAUGAACCUUAGCCGCGCUGGAAGCCACUUCUUGGCCCCAGCGAUUGCUGAAGACGAGGAAGAGAUCGAGCCUUUUGUCGAUGACGGGUAUGUCAUGAUAUCCAAGGAAUUAGGUGGCGCGACUGUCGUGUCUGGCCUCCCGUCGCGUUUUUUUCGGAUUGAUAAGCGUGUUUCGGCGUGUGGAAAUUCAUCAAUUUAGCGUCACAUUCGUGAUAAGAUAUCAAGCGAAUAGAGGACAAAGCACAGAUUACUGCCUCAAAACGGAAGUUUAAGUCGGUGUUCAUUACAGAUGCUGCAAAGUCGUGCCACUCUCCAUUCGAAAUGCUUUCUCGGAAAUGAUCGAUCUGGAACUUUUGAAAGACCCGGUCAUGCUCAUUCUGUGCCUGUCCAAUCUGCUCGGAAUGAUGGGAUUCUACAUUCCGUUCAUGUUCCUCAAGGAUCUCUCCAACUCGAUGGAACUCGACCCGUCUCAGGCCAAGUACCUCGUCCCAAUCAUCGGAGUUACCAACACAGUUGGUCAGUCACUACACAAUUGAGAACCAAUCACACAGUCUGGUGUUUCAGGCAGGGUCUUCUUCGGAUGGGUGGCUGACAAGAAGUACCUUUCUGCUCUCACCAUCAACAAUCUCUCGCUCGUCAUCUGCGGAGUCUUGACCCUCGGAUGCCCCCUUCUCCGCACCAUGGGAGGACAAUACUUCUACUCUUUCUUCUUUGGAUUCAUCAUUUGUAAGGAAGAAUCAAGAAUAGGAGUCAGAUCAACAUACAUUUUACAGCGGCUUACAUCUGCUUGACCUCGAUCGUGCUUGCUGACCUCAUGGGACUCGAGAAAUUGACCAACUCCUUCGGACUUCUUGUCGUGGCUAGAGGUAUUGCGUCUCUUGCUGGAUCCCCAUUUGCUGGUUGGUUACCGAGCAGUAUUUCCGUGCACAUAUUCAUUUUCCUUCAGGACUCGUGUACGACAUUACUGGAAGUUACGACGCCGCAUUCUACUUUGGAGGAUUCGUAAUUCUGAUUGCUGGACUCAUCUCUGCUACCAUUCCAUUUGUGCUGAAGCGUCGCGGAAAUAUUGACGGUUAGUUCGAGGGAGUCAGUGAUUCACGGGAAACCGUAUCCAUUAUAACCCUGAGAACUCUUUGUUCAAGACACGUUACAGAUGGAAUGUUCAAGUCGCAAGACCAAGAUAACAUGUCCGGAAAGUUGUCUGUUCUGACCGAACGGUCGGAAGAGGCAUUGACUGAUUAUCAGCGGACUAUUCAGUCGUUGAGACAACAGCAUCAGUUGCUGCAAGGUGACAGAGUCAUCGUGAAGUGAUCGUGCCUAGUCAUCUGUUGUGAUUGUUUUUUUCAAAAAAAUGCAUGAGUUCAGUUAAACUUUGAGAAAAUCUGAGCACCUAUUGUUAUGAUAACAACUGUGAAAACAAUAAGCGUUUCAACUUCCUCAGUUACAGUGAUUUUAAACUUGAACGACUGAAAAAGAGUGAAAACUUUCAGAUCUCGAAGAGGAGAAAAAGAAGCAGAAGCAGAACGGAGUUGUUGAGGAAGAGGAGGAGACUGAUGAGAACGUAAGAGUGCCGGAGUUUCAAACCAAGUAAACCUUAUUGCUUGCAGAUCCCGCUGAGAAACCUCAAGGACAGCCACUAG
Molecule: messenger RNA, 5939 nt
Organism: Caenorhabditis sp. 36 PRJEB53466
Lineage: Eukaryota; Metazoa; Nematoda; Chromadorea; Rhabditida; Rhabditidae
Source: the annotation of a GenBank genome assembly